UUCUUCUUAAGAGUAGUCGUGUUCGUUCAUCAAUAUAUAUAUAAUCGACUUUGUUUCUUGGUUCCAUCAGUACUUACAGAUCCAUUCUCAUCUGUACAUUUAUGAUGGCUAUAUCUCUGACCUCUCCCCCAGCUCCCUCUUUCUCUCCAUCUCCAUCUCCAUCUCCAUCUUCAUGGCAGUACUCGAGCUGCAGAUUUUUCUCAGCCGAGAGAUCAGUAGUGGAAGAUAUGGUUAAUCACAAGCUCCAUACAGCGGCUGCGGAUGAUCGGAGCAGCAACGACGAUGGCGAUGAUGGCCAGGUGGUGGACAAGGCCCCAUCAGUAACGGCCGGCUACAGGUUGCGGAACAGGCCAGCCAAGCUCGUUCUUCCUCAAUUCCACCACCCAGCUCUGGAAUCGGAGAAGACGAAGGCGGAGAUGGCCGUGAUCAAGGAGUUUGAGGUUGAAGAGAGAGAAUACUGCUUGGCAAGCAGGAAAGGGAGGAGGGAUGUUAUGGAAGACUCCAACAGCAUCCUGCUCAAUGUUCUUGGAGAUCCUAAGCAGGCUUUUUUCGCUGUCAUCGACGGGCAUGGCGGCCGCGCAGCCGCCGAUCAUGCUGGCGAACAUCUGGGAAAGAACAUCAUAAAAGAACUCGACCAACUUGUCGCCGGAGCUGGAGAAUACGAGAUAAAGGCGGCGAUACAUGAAGGCUACUUGGCCACGGAUAAAGAAUUCCUCAGACAGGGUGUUAACGGAGGAGCUUGCGCCGCCGGCGUGCUCGUGAGGGACGGCCGCGUAUAUGCCGCGAAUGUGGGUGAUUGCAGAGUAGUCGUGGGUAGGAAUGGAGUAGCUUAUGGGUUGACGAUGGAUCAUCGGCUCAGCAGAGAAGAUGAGCGAUCUCGGAUUGAAAGCUCCGGUGGCUACGUAUUCUGCAAAAAUGGAGUGUGGAGAGUAAAUGGAUCACUGGCAGUGUCAAGAGCUAUAGGGGAUCGAUAUUUGAAGGAAUGGGUCAUUGCUAAGCCAGAGAUCCAGAUGCUGUCUUUAACUGCUGAUUGCCAGCUUCUCAUAUUGGCCUCCGAUGGGUUAUGGGAAAAGGUUAAUGAACAAGAGGCAGUUGAUGCAGUACUGGAUAACGGGAAGAAUUCAGUAGAGUCAUGUAAGAAACUUGUAGAAAUGUCACGAUCAAGAGGCAACACCGACGAUAUAACUGUCAUGGUGGUCGAUCUUCAACAGUUUAUGAUCAAUUAAGAGAAAAGUAAUAGCCUUUGUAGGAUUUCUUAAAAUUAGUAUAGUUAGUAGAAUAUUUAUGUUAAGUUAAGAAAUGAUCAGUUGUUUAAUUAGAUAUUCAGCGUAUAUGUGUAUAUGUACAUAUACCCAAUUAUUCUUGUACAUUUGAAGUUGAAAGGGUAUGAGAGAAGUUGAUUACUUGUUGAUA
Messenger RNA from Diospyros lotus (date-plum), 1413 nucleotides. Its product is annotated as probable protein phosphatase 2C 74. Bases 102 to 1226 code for a protein of 374 amino acids. Gene Ontology annotation, biological process: protein dephosphorylation. NCBI's taxonomy places the organism in Eukaryota, Viridiplantae, Streptophyta, Magnoliopsida, Ericales, Ebenaceae. The record is from RefSeq and is a predicted model, not a curated record. Gene Ontology annotation, molecular function: protein serine/threonine phosphatase activity. The transcript has 5 exons. Gene Ontology annotation, cellular component: cytosol; nucleus.